Molecule: messenger RNA, 3025 nt
Organism: Gossypium raimondii (Peruvian cotton)
Lineage: Eukaryota; Viridiplantae; Streptophyta; Magnoliopsida; Malvales; Malvaceae
Exons: 10
Coding region: 180-2204 (674 amino acids)
Source: RefSeq, a predicted model, not a curated record
UCUUCAUGUUUUCUUUGCUUCCAAACAGCACACAUUCCACGUACGAACAUAAUUUUCUCGCCAACUUUCUCCAGGAAACAAAAAUUCUCAUGCAAAAAUGCAGUUUGUCCUCUCUUGACUCAAAUUUUCGUAUCUGUUUUUGUUUUCAUCGUAUAGGAUUAGAAAUUAUACAAACUUAGAUGAAGAUGAGAUCGGAAAAUGAAGAUCAAUGUUUAGUGCUACGAUCAAAAUCGGAGGAUACAACUCGUGAUUUUCACAAAAAAUCAAAACGUUCAUAUUCUAGAGAAUUUCUCUUUUCCUUUGCUAAACUUGAUACAUGUAAAAAGUUACCUACUGGAUUUGACAGUUCAACACUAAGAGAACUUAAUGAUCAAUCAACUAGUGUGUUGCACUCGUAUCAUGAUUCAGAUGCUAGCAGAUUUCAAAGCAGUCUAUCUCAUUGUUCAAGGCGAAAUCCUGAGCAAGGAAUUUUGGGAAGUGGUGCAAGAGUUCAUAGAGAUAUAGCAGAGACUAUUAUUCCAGUAGUUCAAGGCAGUGGCUUCCACCUACUCAACAGGAGUAUUGAACCUUAUCGGCCUCCACAUCUAUGCAAGGCAAAAUAUUAUUCAGAAAGAGAAAGUAAGGACCAUUACAAUGAUGAAACCUUUGGUUCCCCUGAUAAUCUGAGUCAAGACAGAGCAGAGGAGGAAAAAAUAAGAAGAGAUUCAUUUGAAUUGAUGAGGAAGGAACAAGAAAUGGUUACUCAAGAAAAGCAAAAGUUCAUCUGUGAUGAUCAUACAGAGAAUUUGAAACCAUAUAUUGCUAUAGCAUUGGAGGAUUCUGAAGGUGAUUUUGAGUCCAAGGGAUCUGAGUCUCGUGAUGUUAAAGAAGGUCAAUCUGAGAACCCUUUGGUCUGUUCCUCUGACUUAACUCAUCUGCUUGCUGAAGGAGAGAAAAUGACUGCUGUUGAUCAAAAGGCCAUUGAGCAUGACUCAACAAAAUCUUCUUUUGGAGCAAAUGGAUCUGGUCACAAUCUAAUGAAAUCUGUUCCCAUUCCUGUCACAAAGCGAACCUCUACGGAAUUGUACGGACCUUGUAAUCCAGGAGUUAUUUCUUGUGAAAGCUUGGAAGAACCAAUUCUGUCAGAGAUCAAUGGACAUUGUUCAACUCAGAGAUCAAAUUGUUCCUGUUACGAUGAAGAAUCUCAGAACAUACUUUCAUUGUUACGGAAAGAAGCAGGCUUGACAGACCUGGUAGAAUCCUCAAAGCUAAAUAAUACAUGGUCCUUGGAUAAAUCCUAUGUUUCUGAAACUGAAAUUGACAACUACCAGCUAAACAAAUUUAAGAAGAAUCUUCAUGGACCUAUCUCUAGAUCAACAAGCACCAAAAAAGACUUGACAAGCAGGUUCAAAUGGGAUGAUUCAGUGAAGUCUCGGCCAAUUGGAAAUGUCGAAAGCAUCGAAUUCUCGAGCUUUCUUGUGCAAACUAGUGCAAGUAAAAGAAGCAGUGAUCUUCAAGAUGCGCUAGAAUCAAAGAACAGUUCUCUGUGCAGUUAUGAUGAGCUUGAGAUUUGUUUGCCAGAUGAAGAUAGCUUGAUAACCGUAGAUGACUACAUACUUCCACAAGAGUCCUUGUUUGUGGCAGCCGAUGAGAACAGAUUCGAUCUAACCGGUUUCGAAAGUUCUGCUUUCGUUCACCGUUCUCAUGAUCUUACAAGCUCGGAAACUUAUUUUAACAAUCCGUACAUGCAACAAUCUAACCCACAACUCCGCCAUUCUCAGCUGAAAUCAACGAAGGAACGAGUAAGUUGUUCCGAGUACGAAACAAGCCGAAGGAGUUCCAUAAUCAAGCCUAGAGAUUUAAAAAGCUAUGCCUACAAUCUACAAGCUCUUCAGCACUUCCAUACAAAUGUGCAUCACACACCCUCCCAAUAUUUUCGAGCUGCUGCAACAGGAUUUGAUCAUUGUAUGGGCUAUCAUCUCCCUUGCCAACAAAUGUAUGGGCUGCCAAUAGCUGCAUUUCCUCAACACACUUCAGAUCAAAUGGCUUGUUAUGAACACGACCAAGACGCAACUUUUAAUUCGUCCCUGAAUUUUAAUCGACAAUUUUAUAACUCUCUUCAAAAUGCCAGUUCCAGGCCUUCCGAGAUUGUAAUCGAGAGCGAAGCCGAUGGAUCUUCGUACUUCGGCUGGCCAACUGUGGAAUCAGUUUGGAAAACAAAUUGAAAACAGGCCUUUGGCAGAGGUAUUCAGCUACAAAUUUUCAGCUUUUUGCUCAACUUUGCAAUUGUUUAGCCAGAUUCAUCUUUUGUUCAAUCUUCUCAAAAACCGCUAGGUAGGUUUAAAUACAGAUCGAUAAAAACGGAUAUAGCAUUUGAUAUUUGGCUUUUGUAAACAAGGAUGAAAAGGAAGUUAUAUUACUAAAAACUUGCGAAAAAACCCCUACAUUUACUCGUAAAUAAUCGAAUUUAGGCUAAUAUAUGUGUGAGUGUCAAAUGUCGUAACUAUUCUAAGCUAAGCUUAUGAUGUGUUGGUUAAAAUGUCACAAGUUUUUAUACUUUAUUAGAUUUAAAAUUUAUUUUUAAAUUUAAAAAUUUUCAAAAAUUUUCAAAUUCAAAUUAAACUGUUAAUAUUAUUAAUUUUUGUUGUUAAAUUUGUUAUUGUGAUAUUUUAAAAUUAAAAGAAUACUUGUGAGUCAUGUAACUAAAAUGACUUUAUAAUAAAUUUAAAUUAAAAAUAAUAAUUUUUAAUAGUGUUAAGAGUUAGAACUCAAUUUUGAAAUCUAAAAAGUAAAAUAAUUAAAUUCCUAAAAAAAACAUAGGGACUAAAUUCUAAAUUUACAAAAGCACAAGGACUUUGGCAUAUUUAACCAUUUGAAAUAUCUUGUCCUCCGUACGUAUACGCAUCUAACACAAAGUUCUCCGACAAAAAAUGUCGGGAGCAACAUAGGAAAAAAACCGACACUGAAAUUUGUAUUUACCUCCAUAGUAGCAGCAUAGAGAAUACUGUGUUUAUAUAAGAAAAUAGGCAUAAUAUCACAAUAAAAA